AUGAGAUUGAGGAAUAAAUUAAAAAGGCUCCAUUAUACUAACAGCUUGUACAAAUUAAUUGAUGAUUAGGAUCUUGUUGCUAGCAUUUUUCCAUCAUACGAAUACCAUACUUACAAUAGGCUCCCUUAUUAAUCAAGAUAAUAAAGAAAUUAAACAUUAGUAAAGUCUUAAGCUUUCCGAAAUUUAAGCUAAUUAUAGACUCCUUCAGAUACUAAGAUUUCAUUAUCUUUUGAGAAAGCAUCUUCCAAGAUAGAUUUAGAUUAUGCUGUAAAUUUUGUACUAAGUAAUUAGAUAUAGUAUUAAUUUUUUUUUGUAAAAGAAUAAUGUAGAGAGUUUAAUAUGCUCCACACUCCUCAAUAAUUACAAGACCAGAUACCUCAAUUUAAUUAUGAAUCAGAAAAUUUGUACUUUCUACUUGUGCAUGGAGUGUAGUUCUAACAACAAAGUCUGUUUUUUAUUAGCAUUACAGUACUAGACAUAAAUCAAGAUUACAUUAUCUCACUCUUAACUGCUAAUAUGGGUUUUGCAGAGUUAAGUUAUGCGAGUAUUAAGCAAUUAUCAUAAGGUGAUAUUAGGAGAAUAACAACACUUUAUAGGUGUAAAGAAUCCUUUUCAUGUAAGUAACAGUAACAUUACCAUUGCAAAACUAAGAUAUAUUGGAAAUUUAUUCAUAUGAUUUAAUAUUAGGGAAACAGAGACUGA
Messenger RNA from Paramecium tetraurelia, 702 nucleotides. RefSeq lists its product as uncharacterized. The transcript has a single exon. Lineage: Eukaryota; Ciliophora; Oligohymenophorea; Peniculida; Parameciidae. The record is from RefSeq and is a predicted model, not a curated record.